AUGUCAAUUCGAAGGACAUAUAGCGAUCAUAAAGAUGGGCAACUGUCUUUAAAGCAGCGGCAGAAACACAAGAGAAGAAGCAUUGGGAUUGAAUCUAGUGAGAAGUAUGGUUACAUACCGACAAUUAAAUUUCUACGACAAAAGGAGCUGGAGCGGGAUCGGAAAAUUAAAGAAGAUGGGCAGCUAGGACAAGUUUCGGUAUCUAGCCCAUCGAUGGAUAGUGCAUCGUCAAGAAAAGUUGAGAAGCCGGGGAAAAAAGCUGGCUGGAGGUUGUCAAGCAUGCUUAAAAGUGGUGCAUCACAUUCUGAUCGACUAAAGAAGCUUUAUGUUGGCAGUGAUAGUGAAAUUAAGAUUGAAUCACCGUCAUCAGCUGCAGUACCGAAGCCAUCUACACCAGUACCGAAAAAAGCGGCAGCGGAACCAUCUGGCAGGACAGGCAUACAUGAGCAUUUUCAAAAGAAGCGGAAUGGCUCGCCGUUCCAAAAGACUUCGCGCCCAAUGAGUGCAAAUAGAUUAGCGUCACAGACAAGGACUUUUAAAAAUGUCAAUUUUGCGUUUGAAACGUCUUUGAACGAGGUGGAUUUGAAUCUAUUGUCCAAAGCUAGAGCUUCAUCUUCUGAGGCGGGUGGAAUUAGUAAAAGUAGUACACCAAUACCAGUUGCACCUCCAUCGCAGGUGCGAGCACCCACGCCACCACAAGCCAAAAAGGUUCCUUCUGAAGUAAAACAGCCGAGCGUCGCUCCAAAGAAUGCCUCCGAAACAAAGGAUUUAUCCAGCUUACUUUCAUCUCGCUUGAAAAUGAGGAAAACUUUAUUUAACAAUAAGUCUGCGGGGAUUGAGAAGCAAACGAAUAAUAGUGUUGCAAAUAAGUUGGAUGCGCCUACGACUGAUCAUAUGGAGAGAAAAGAGAAUAAAAAAUUAGACUCUGAGAUGAUUUCUGAAAAUUCACAGCAGAAUGCACCUGAUCAAAGAGCUCCUGAACAGCCCGCGCAGCAGUCGCAGCAGUCGCAGCAGCCGCAGCCGAUUCCUCAAUUAGAUCUGAGGACUGCUAGCAGUCCUCAAGGAGACUCGGACUCGGACACAAGUUCGUUAUCUUCAGUGGGCGAAGACGAGUAUAAGACCGUAGAACAGAAGUCAGAAAUUUUGAACGUCGUUGAGAAGAAUGCUACAGAUGCAAGCCCAGAACCGGAAUUCAAUCUGACUAAAAAUGGAUCUGAAUCAAGAGAAGAAGCGGGGAAACUUGUUGAAUUAUCAGAUUCAUCUUCAGAUUCGUCUUCAGAAUCAACUUCGACUGAUAACGCUUCAGGUCAUGAAGUAGAUGACUUCCAGUUACUCAACAGCAUAAGAACUAGGAUGGUGGGACCUAAAGUAAACAAAUGGAAGAAACUCGAUAAAGAGAAACUCACGGAGUUAAUGGACUACCUCGUGGUGAACCAUACACCGCUUUCAGCGAGACCAACUGUGAGUUGUUCAAAUGAUAUAUGUAAUGCAAGAAAUUACGAGAGCGUCGAGGUUCACCAUCUUCAGAAACUUCCCCAAAGGUUAAAGUUUAUUGACUUAGAAGCUAUGACAGCAAGUUCUACGGAGAAAGCAUCAAGAACAAAUAACAGGGUGGAGAAACCAAGGAAAAACCAACCUUUUAACAACGGAGCAGUACAAAAGAGGAGAACACGCGCUUCUCAAUUGCAUUCAGAAGUACCUAAAAGAACGAUUCCUUUGGAAGAACAUCCCUUAAACGAUAUUGAAUUAGCUGAAGAAAACGUUAAUGAAACGUUGAAGUCAGUAGAUGCAACAUCUGGUACAAAAAAUAAUGUGGAAAUCCAACAAGUACAAGAAAGUCUCGCUGGGCCAACUAGAGAAGAAGAUCCACAGUUAAAUCCAGAAGGAAUUUCAGAACCUAAAGUUAAUGUUUCAACUGUAUUACAAUCGGAACUACCUCUGACAUCGGAUGACUCAAAAAUUGACACAAGAAUUUCUGGAACUGAUGAUGCUCAAGCGUUUUCGCACGAAAUGGUUCAUGAGAAUGAAUUUUCUUCAAAACUAUCGCGAUUUGAUGCCGCAAAAUGCACUGACAUUGAAGAGAUGAGACGUGAAUAUAUAAAAUUACAGAACAGCAUGAAUGAUAACGGGGAAAGGUUGGCAGAAGCAAAUAUUGUCAACACAGAUAAGACCCUUGUCAUCGAGAAAUUAACUCAAGAAAUUAUGCAAUCAGAAAUGAAAUAUGCAUCUCUUGUUGGCGUUAACCAUCAAUUGCGAGAAAAGAUCAAGGCUAUGAACUCCCUUCAACUAAAAUUAAUGCACGAGCUAGAGCUUGCUGUGGCAGAGCCUAAUCUAUCUGAGGAGCAAAGUAAUAGAUCUAAUGAUUUGGAAAACGGCUCUUCUAAUGCGGAUAGUUCACUUCAACACAAACGUUCUAAUAUGUUUGAAAAUACUACGAAAACAACUUCAACUUUAACUACAACUUCAGAACCGCCUUCCGAAGAUUCUAUAAAUGAGUUGUUAUCACUAACUCUUCUGACACAUAAAGCUUCAAGUAAGUUUACAUCUUGUGACUUACCUGAAACUGUGGGAGCCGAAUUUAGAAAUCUCAACCACAAGUUAGCUCUAGUUAGUUUCUUCCUUGCGAGAAUGAGAAAUUCGAAUGACAACACCAAUGACAAAUCACAACUCAUGAUCGAAAAUUACAACGAACUCACCAAUGCGUCUUCACCACACUGUGCAAACUUUAUACAAUAUGCUGGUAAUAUUCAACCUAUUGUUCAUACGCAGAUCCCAGAGAAUAACCGUGAUGUGAGUAUGAAAUCUUCAGACAAAACAAGCUCCACGGUGCCUACUGAAGAAUCUGUCGUGGAGGAAGAAGAAGCCUAUAAUUGGAGAGCGGAAAAUGAUAAAGCAAAGGAAAAAAUUAAGCAAUUGGAAGAUAGAAUCGAAUCUAUGACUAAGGAACUUGAGGUAGAAGCAAAGAAAGGCAUAUAUUACAAGCAACUUGAAGAUUAUGUUAGUCCUGUGGUCAACUAUUGUGCAGAGAAGAAUAUCACUAUUAAAAUUCUCAUGGAGAAAUUAAGCUGGAUAAAUAAAAUGGAAAUGGCAAUUGUAAGACUCUCAAAAGAAAGAGAUUUCUAUUUAAAAAGAGUUAAAGAUCUUGAGUCAUCGAAUGUCGAUCCACCUCCAUCUCAUCUAGUGCAAGAAAAUACUAGAUUAAAGGAAGCGAUAUUGCGUUUGCAUAACGAAAGGAAAAAGCUUUUAGAAGUGAUAAACAAGGAGAAACAGGAUCGGAAACAGAUUCAGAAACAGAGUCAGAAACAGGACCAAAAACAGGGUCAUAAACAGGUGUCAAGCCAGAAUAUAAAACAAGGUGAAAACCAGAGUGAAAAUCAACAUCAAAACCCGCUUAAAAUUGUUUACGUAGAUAAGGAUGACUAUGGGAAACAGAACCGCAAAAAAAAUAGAAACAAAAAUAAGAACAAAAGUAAAAAGAGCGGAGACGACAAUAAAGAGGAAAAUAGUUCUAAUGUUUCUAAUAUCCAACAAUAG
Kluyveromyces marxianus DMKU3-1042 is the source of this 3534-nucleotide messenger RNA. It is a transcript of the gene SIR4, whose product is annotated as chromatin-silencing protein SIR4. The transcript has a single exon. NCBI's taxonomy places the organism in Eukaryota, Fungi, Ascomycota, Saccharomycetes, Saccharomycetales, Saccharomycetaceae. Bases 1 to 3534 code for a protein of 1177 amino acids. The record is from RefSeq and is a predicted model, not a curated record.